Prorocentrum cordatum is the source of this 789-nucleotide messenger RNA. Lineage: Eukaryota; Dinophyceae; Prorocentrales; Prorocentraceae. The record is from the annotation of a GenBank genome assembly.
AUGCAUGUUCGAAGUCUCUUCGCUCGCGCUGCUUCGUGCCGUCGCUUCUGCCUCGUGGGCCACAUACUCGUGCUCGUCUGGCCGCGGCGCGAGGGCCCGAAGCCAGCAGCGCGCCGCGCGACGCCGGGCGGCCUGCGCGCACGCGCGGGGCGGGCGGCGGAGCUCCCGGAGCUGCGCGCGCGGCUGAACGAGAAGACGGACAGCGGCAGCUACGUCAUCCUGCGCGCCGCCCGCGCCGCGCGCCUAGGGGCGCGGGCGGGCCGGCUGAGCCGCGUUGUGAAGGUCCUCCGGUUCCUCAGGCCGCAGGCCGACGAGGGGGGCGCCGACCAGGUGCAGGUGGCGAAGGUCAUCUCCAGCAAGCUGCAGGACGCUCUCUCCACGAGGGUGGCCUUCCUGACCAUCUGCGUCGCCGUGGUGCUCCCGAUUUUCAAGAUGUUCGAGUACCCCGAGAUGGACGACUCGCUGCAGGCCUGGGUGCAGAUGAUCUCGUCCGACGUGGACGCCUACAUGACGACCUCGACCACGGCGAGUAUGCAGGCCCUCAUGAGCGAGCUCGAUCGGUUCGCCUCGUUCUACGAGGGCAGCCCGUACGGCCCUUUCGACGUCUGCUACGGGAAGGAAGGUAUCGCCCAGAGCUUCACCUGCAAGAAGAGCGUACUUCCGCUGCCCUUCACCUCCGCCUUCCACGCCCCGGUGAGGACCCGAGGGCCUCCAUCAUGGAGAUGGUCGACGGCGACGUCCAGGUCUUCUACGACAUGUCGUCCGUCGCCCAGAUGGAGGCGGCCAUGA